AUGCAUAUCGCAGUUGCCCAACACUCCAAAAGUGUGACAAUGGACGUUUACUUUCUUCUUACAAUCCGCGUUCAUUCGGCUAACUCUGAAGGCUGUGGUGCUCAAAUUGAGAAAUUAUUCCAGAAUCCGUACAACGAACUCUGCAAAUUUUUCACUGGUUUCUAUGUUGGUUCGAGUAUUGCCCAAACUCCACAGGCAACAGUUAGGACUCAACCAAAUUUCGAAGCACACCGACCUCAAGCACAUAUUUUGCAGAUUAAUUCAAAUGAAGCUUUUUUUCGUCCUGAGGAAGUUUCGGAUUGGCACAUCUUCACAACACACGAAUCCACUGUAAUGGAACCGAUGAGUACUGGAAUUACGAUGCAAUCAUCACAAUUUGACAUGUUCCAGACGGCUGAAUCAGUUUUCCGUCAUCUUGAGCCUCAGCGCUGGUGGACUUCAGUUACCUACUCGGUUGACUCGAAUACCUGGAAACGAUGCAUUGUGACGCAUUGCAAGAACUCACAAUCAUUGAUCUCGAAUUUAUGUGCACACAAUCUGAGAAUAUCACUGCUAGUGGGUAGAACGAUGCAUUAG
Messenger RNA from Caenorhabditis remanei, 576 nucleotides. RefSeq lists its product as uncharacterized. NCBI's taxonomy places the organism in Eukaryota, Metazoa, Nematoda, Chromadorea, Rhabditida, Rhabditidae. The record is from RefSeq and is a predicted model, not a curated record. Bases 1 to 576 code for a protein of 191 amino acids. The transcript has 5 exons.